AUGGCGACCCUUGGAUCAUUUCAGAUAUUGGGAGGCUUAAGCAGAUCCAGCAUGUUCUCCACCACUGGCGACAAGGCCAACGAGAUGUUCAAUUCACGAAAAAGAGCAGCUUCUGGUAGAUCUGAUAAUGCUUUUAUACGUAAUGUGGAUUUCCUAUGGUCCAAAAUCUCGACAUUGGGAAAGGGGACAGCAUCCGAUUCCACGGCGAAUGGAGAUUACGAAUUCGCAGCAUCUCAAAUACGCUUCGGUCGAGCAUGGAAUUUAUUUUCAAUGGGGUUGCAACAGUCAGAUGCUCUAUAUCGGUAUAUGGCAAUGGCUGCAUUAGGUCGAGUUUUACCCACGAUGCAAGAAACUCUACCUGAUUCUAGCAUGCGUGAGAUGUUGAGUUCGCUCUUGAUUCGAACAAUGGCGUCUGAUUGCAGACCGGAGAACAGGCUCAAGGCUAUAUGCUUACUGGGACAGCUGGGUGUCUAUUUGGGUGAAGCAGCUGAUGAUCUUCUCGUACUUCCAUUCAAGGAACUAGCUCUUUCUUUACUCAGCAUCCAAAUACGUGAAAAGGCCGUCAAAAACGAUCCAAAUCGCUUUCGAGCAGAGUCUCGAACUUUUAAGAUUUAUCUUAUUCAAGCUCUAGGCAAAUACGCUCGAUACCCACACAAACACAGUCGAGAUGUAGAAGACUUGCUAUUAUACAUGCUCCGUGAUGAGAUGGAUAAUGGAGACUCUGCCGUCAUUGCAAAGAAUGACAAGAAGGCACGAGUAAAUGAAGGAGCUGCUUGUGUUGUAUUGGCCAUAUUGAACGUUUUCAAUAUCGAUAUGUGCAGUAAUGAGACAAAUCAAAUGUAUGUUGGAGCACUGUUCAAGUUGUACGUGCAUCCCUUAGUCAGAACUAAUCACCCGCAGCUUCAAUCGGCUGCAAUUCGCUUUGUUUCGAAAUGGAUGCCAAUCACUUUGGAGACGGCACAUAUUUUCGGAUUUGAAGCUCUUUUAUCGGGCUUAAAACGAGCUGAAGAAUUGGGUGCUUUCGACAAGCACCAGAGUCUCCUCGAAUCGCAGCGUCGGUCUCUGAAAGCAGGUCAAGAACAAGUGCAACUGAAAGUUGCUUUAAGAGCCAAGAUUGUGCGGCAGAUGUUAAUGGUGCCUGGUACUUUUGCCAAAAUGGCAGCUGUGGAGGAUCACGAUUGUCUCUUUUAUGGGAAAUUCUCGGGUUGUGACGUAUUGUGCUCACUUCCCAUUCAUCAAAACUCCAAUGUACUUAUAAGUCGUCCCCAUCCUGCCAUUCCUGGAGUUCCUAGUGCUGCAACUACGAUACCACCUGUAUUUGUGGAUACCUCAUACUUGUCGAAAAUUAGACCGCCUAGAUCUCGUUACGAGUAUAUGGAACGAACAGGCCAAGUACUCGGAUUACCAUCUGGCUACUCGUAUUCUCCGCACGGGUUGGUAGACCUAGAUGCAGCAUUAGUAGAUACAGGACCGAAACUCGCUCCGAACUCAUCAUUACGUGAUCGCAAUCUUGCAAUUGGUAUUGGCAAGGGUCGAUCUACCCAAGUUCUAGCCAAACGUAGCCAGAAACAUGACAUUCCACCUAAUACUCAAAGUCAACCUCCUGGCGUCGUUGCUGCAAACAUACUUGAUCCCACGAAGGCCCCAUAUGGAUUCUUGUCAACCUGCCCAUUCCCAGGUUUUGACGCUGAAAUGAUUGAGCCCCCAAGUAGUGGGAAAUUGACUGGAUUACAUUCACGUAAAGACAGCUCCAGGACUUUGGUUGUCUCUGUUGAUGGUCCUCCCCCACCGGGAUAUACCUUUGAUAAAAGGGAAACCACUGUAACAUUCUUGUUUAUUAGGAGUCUGAAACCUGUUGGAAUGGUUGUUGAUUUUCCAGAAGGAGCACCAGUCAUAUUUGAUAUCAUUCAGCCAGGAACCCAACGUUUACAAAGAGUAUUGACUCGAAUAGUUUGUAUCAACAAGGAGCUAUCUGCUGUGAAUGUGCAGCCUGACAACUCAGACGAUCCAACAGUGUUGAUGGUCGGUGCUACAUUCAAUAUUUUUGUAAGGUCUCGUCGCAAGCCAUUUGAGUGGACCGCCAUCAAUUUAGAGGUCAUUGAUGAUGACUAUCAAGAUGAUAUCGUCUUCUCACAACGUAAAGUUGCGGCAGAGAUCUCUGCUCGAUAUGACAUGGUAUCAUCAAACACGGCCGAAAGUGCAAAUCGUCGACGUUGGCACGAUCGCCCAAUGGCUGCGGACAGAAGAGAAAGCACCAUUCCUAAUGUGGAAGACCAUAUUGCAACCAGGAGUAGAUACAGUGUGACAGCACAGCACCCGACAAGAGGAAGUCAUUCAGCUCAUGCCUUGUCUACAGCAAUACCAAACCCAUCCGGAUUCCUUCAUAGUGGUGUAGCGUUUUUUGCUCCGCCGUGUAAUUUGCCUCCAACACCAGCAGGAUACUUGUCAAUGAAUCAGCCAUACUUUGGUCGGCCACCGAAUCUCAAACCUGCACCGGCAGGCGUAACUUUAAAAGGUACUAGGUUUUAUCUGCCUGAAAGCCAGAGCUUUGGUGAUGGUCCAAAAGCUCCUCUGGCUGGGUUUGACAGUAAUGGUCAUCCAUUUUUCUUUCCUCGUGCUGCUAUUUUGCCACCGCCGGCAGGGUUUACACAUGAAGGGAUUCCAUAUUAUGAUGGCCUAUCGUUCGUGCAAGCUAGAGGAGUAUUGCUGCUGAAUGCACAUGAAGCGUUGCAGCAAUUUGAUGGGUUGGAUGAUUCAGGCUCUGAUGAUAGCGCAUUUGGCUCUGGAGACGAAUUAGGAAAUCAAAUAGCUUUGACUCGAACAGUAUCUGCCCAGUCUGUCAAGAAAAGUGGUCGUAGUCGUGCUGAGUUUAAAUCCUCGCGACAAAAUAUGGACUCGCUACUUGCUGAAUUAGAGGCGCAGCAACCUCUAUUAUGUCAACGCAUGUUGAAUCUGUCUAGAACACGUGGAGGCAACGCACUCCGUAUCCAGGAUAUUUCUAGGAUUCUCAACGAAGAGGCCACUGAAAGUGGCCAAGUAGUAAUAGAGCCAACCGAUAUUAUAGGUUUCUUGCGAGACAGUGAUGAUCUCGCAUACCUUAAAAGCCCACCGAUGAGAUUGGUAUUUGAACCCUCAACGAUGGAAUUCCGCUCUGUAAAUACAACCAUGAGCUCUACAGCGACUUUGAAAUAUCGAGCUUAUCGUGGUGAUCGAGAUGAACAUAGUUUCUUUGUAUCUAUUGACACGAAUGUCUUCUCAGUGUCGUCAACCCAUUUAAUGCUACAAGGAGAAGGCACAAUUGAACUCACAGUGACCUUUCAUCCUCGCGCCAUCAAGAAUGAUCGGAUUGAUACCAUUAUGAGCUUGAUUGACGAUACUGGCAAGAAGUUGGCUGUAUGUAAUCUCGUAGCUGUACGACAAUCGUUUGUAAAAGUCAAACCAACUCGUAUUGACGCAGGAUGGUUGUUGCCUGGUCAGCGUAAAGAGUGUGCCUUUAUUGUUGAAAACGUCUCGACUGUUGGUAUUUCGCUGUCGAUUGAAAUGCAAGGCCAGUCAGGUAGUGAGGAUCCUUUACAGGAUGGGCCAUUCCAUGUCUUGUCUGACGACAUUCGCAUGCAGCCAGGAGAAAAAAAGCAAUGGAAUGUAGCAUACGAGCCCAAACAUGAAGGUCGAUUCUCGGAUGUAAUAAUAGUAAAAGCUCCCGGUGGGGACUUGGUCAAGGUCCCAAUUGAAGCAUUUGCUGGUGUUCCAGUAGCUAUAUAUGCAGAGAGUGAAAGUAACUCUAGAGCUGGUGCAAGUGUCUUGAGUAAAGACCGCUCGGCCUUGUUAAAGAAACUUAGACGGACUGACAAGGCUGAGAAGCGUAGUAAUUUCUCCGAAGAGGAGCAGCAUAUUGUGGACAGGUUGCUCAACUCUGCUUCGAAGGCAGAAAUGAAUGAGCUAGAUUUGGGUGUUUGUUAUCAGGCUUCGAAGAAUGUGACUCGAUGCGUCACUCUCUUCAAUCUGUCGGAUACCAAUUUGACUGUGGGUCUACACGCACACAGCACAGCCAUCAUCUGUCCUGGCCUCGCAACAAUACCCUCGUUUGGAGCCGUCUCGAUUGAAGUAGAGAUUAAAUGUGGUGAAGAUCAACCAGUCUCUGGGAACCUUAUCUCGUGUAUCGAAAUAUUGUGUCCCGACUUCCAGAACACACCAUUAGUCGUAAAGGCUUUCAUUGGACUACCAUUGUUCUUCUUAUCAUGGGAUGUUGCAUUCUUUAAACCCUGUAUGGUGGGACAGACAGAGAGUCUUGUAUUGACUCUUGUCAACCAGUCACAGUAUGAUUUAUCUGUGGUGUUGGAUAAUCUCAAUGGGCCGAGAAGUGCAGUAAAUGUGAGAACUAGCAGCUUUGGUAGCUCUGUCUCAUCAGAUGAUCUGACACCUACUGUAGUAAAAGCUCAAUCUGCCACAAACGCCCUCUUCUCGUUUUUGGCUAGAGAACGAGGUCCGCUACUACAGACCAUCACAUUCCGCAUUCUUAACCCGGUUUGCGGAAAUAUUCCAACGUGUGUCAAUGGUAAAUCCUUGACAUUGGUUGGAAUAUGUAUAGAGCCAUACCCACAUUCUUUAGACGAUGUGCUGGAUAAGAACGGCAUAGAAUAUAUUAAACAGUGGAUGUCUCAUCCUAAGAGACUAUUGGAUGAGUAUCCAGGAGGAGAGGAGAAGGCUCGCCAUUUCGAUUUAACUCCAGUUGGUGGUCGGAAGAGUGGAGUCGCUGAAGUGAUGUUUCAAAGAGACUUGUUAAUAUACCGCCCUCAGGUCCAAAAUACUACCGAUAUUACUGAAUUCAACAAUCCACGCCGUCCCAUAUCAAAUCCUUUAAAAGUAACCAACAAGUCCAAGCAUCCUACAACUGUAUCCUUUAUAGCAUCAACCAACUUCUCCAUUGAUCCGAAAAAGCCGUGGUUGCUACAAGCGGCAGAAUCAUACAAUACUGAAAUAAUGUUUUUGCCACCUUUGGAUCGUGCAGAGUCGUCUAUAGUGUAUGGAUUUGGUAUGGCGCUGGACGAAGUUGAGCAUACCUUCCAUGCAGUCAGUCUUGUAUGUCGUCCUGCAUCAGAUGUUGUCGUAUUCCCAAGUCCAGAUUCCGAUGGUCAUGUAAUCGUUGAUUUUGGACUAGUAGAUGUAGCAAGCUAUUGGUUGGGCAUUCAUACUCGUCAUGUACUAUUGGUGAAUACUGGAUCAUCAACCAUGGCAUGGACUAUAAAACUUGGUGGUGGACGAACCAAGUACUCUGCCUUCGAAGCUGGCUCUAUUACUGGGGAAUUAGCACCGUCAGAUACAUAUGCAAUUCCAUUCAAAUUUCAUUCCGAAGUAUCUGGUAGUUUUGAUGUUACAGCUGAUCUCAGCGUCAAAGAUGCAACAGACAGACUAUCAAAAGGAAGUCAUUUGGCUUCCAUCGUCCUUCGAGGACAAUCUGUAAACACGUCACUGACAGGGAUGCCAGAACAAAUAGAGUUUGGCAGUGCAGUAGUGAUGAAUCGAAAAGCCAAGGGAUUUUUACUGUCAAAUAAUGGCUCGAGAGAUAUGGAGGUUCGUCUCAAAGUCACAGAGCCAUUUGUCGUCAAUCAAGAGAAAUUGAUGUUGGCUGCUCGGGAUGAAGCUGAGAUUGAAGUGCUCUUUCUGCCCACGGAAUCACGAGGAUCAUCAUCAAAACUGCUCGUAUUUGCCAACCACCGUUUAUGGGAGAUUCCGGUGAAUGGUGUUGGUGGAACUACCGACCUCGUUUGUGAACGAUUCAAUCACAGAGAUGUGGAUAUAGGACUGCAACGAGAAGGGACACUCGCAUGGGUCAAUAUACAGUUGACGAAUAGAGGAACCAUACCUUUGGUCUUGAACGAUAUCUCAGCCGAUAUGCCUAACUUUGUCAAGGUCAGAUUUAUGGGGCUCAGUGCUGGUGUUGUAGAUGAAGCUUCUACUUUGGAACAGAAGCUUACAAUACGAGUUGGCAAAGAUUAUUGGGCUAUCUUUAAAAGGAAGAUGAUCGUAUUUGCCACGCUUCGUAAACUGCUCAAAGAAAUGGUAUCAAAGGCUCGUAAACUACGAACUGAAUUUCGUCGGCCACAGUUUAAUGCCCAAAUAGGUGGUAAACCAAUAGUUGUCCGAAAGCAUAGUGAUAUCCUGCAGAUGGAAUCAACGUCCAUAGCAAAUCUGCCUCCUUUAAGACCAUUGUCGUCAUAUCAUUUUUUGAUUGGUAGUACGCCGAAAGCACCAACGGAGAUGCACUUCCAUUAUGAGCCUCUGACAACAGUCGAGGACGAACGGGCUGACGCAACCUCAACGACUUUGAUCAAAUCAACGUCGUUAAAGUUGACUGGUAAAACAUAUCGGUCUCUUGAAUUCUUCCCACCAUUCCAUGACUUUGGUCUUGCACCUGCUGAAGUCUUUAUAGACGACGACUAUCAGAGGCACUUAGAGUUAUCGACUUCCAGUGACUAUGGCGUAACUAGAGAUGGAGACAAAGAAGAAGGAACUGUACUCAAUCUGGAUGUUUUGAAUCUGUCUAGUGAGAUUCAAAAUCUAUCUUUGACCCAGAUUGCACCAGCAUUCCAUGUCAAGCAACGAGCUUGGAAUAUACAACCAGGAGAUCGUGUAUCCAUUCCUGUUGAAUUCCAUCCUCAACGAGAACAGUUACAGUAUCGGGGUGAAGUACACUUUGCCCAUACUCACGGUGUUGCAGUAGUAAGAUUAGCAGGUACAGGUGCCUCAGCCGACUUGUCUUGUGAUUCUGAAGUCAACUUUGGAGCGCUAAAAGUCAAUCGAGUCGGAACGAAAUCAUUCAAGCUCAUAAACCACGGCUUGUUGGAUUGCCAAUAUCAGCUUCGAAUAGUACAAAUGAUUCCAGAUUUUAAAUUUGUCUCAACGGAAGAGCCAUAUGAGCUAGAAGCUAAACUAGCUCCAGGAGCUGUGGAUAUAGUGCAAAUUAGAUGUUGCAGUGGAUCCAUAGAUGCUAAAGAUGCCACGAUUGUAGUGAGAUGGCUACGAGUGCCUAAUGGUCUAUGGGAAGAAAUCAUCGUGCCAUUACAUGUGGAAAUUGGCAUGCCUGUAUUCCGACUGCACACAUUGGAGGUUGACUUUGAAACAACAUAUAUGAGGCUGGGUAAAGUGGUGGAAAUACAGGUUGUAAAUGAUGGUAACGCAGAAUGUCACUGGAAUACGGAAAGCGAAAUUGACGUGCUCAGCAUAGAGCCGUCGUUUGGAAAUCUGUUGGCUGGCCAGACCGCCUAUCUCCAAGUAAUUUAUCAGCCAACAGACUAUGAGCAACUGAAUUCGUCAAUCACUUUCAAUACCGAUGCUGGUACCAUGGCUCUGAUGUGCUAUGGUGUCGUUGGGGUGCCUUUCAUAUCAAUCCCAGAAGACCAUCUAAGACUAGACUUUGGUGUUGCUGCCAUUGGUAAAUCUCAUGUCAGGACUAUAGUAGUAACCAAUUCAGGCCGCAAGACAUUAUCGUAUGAAGUAAAGAUUGAUAAAGCCGAGCAGGAUGGAGUUGGACUUUCCGAGUUAGCAGCUUCUAUAUUUGACAUUACGCCACCUCAAGGCAAAAUCCAACCACAACAACAGAUAUCUUUGACCUGCACUGUAAAACCCGUCGACUACGAUUCGCUGUAUACUGCCCAAUUCUCCUUUUCCACAAACAAUGGAGAGCAAUACGACGGAAUGAUUAGUGUUAAAGGUGGUAAAGCCAUUGUGACUUUGGCUGCUAUUACCUUGGGCAAGGUAACAGGUUCUAGAGCAGGCGCUCCAGCUAAAGCCAUUAGUAAGGAAGCUAAAUCACUAGCCAUUGAUAAUCAUUUCGAGGUAUUACAAUCUCUAGCAAAUGAGCUAGUUGCAGCACAAGUUUCGGCCCGAGGUCGAGCUGAGACUACUGCAGAGACGAAGAAGGAGGCCGUAUCUAGCGCUGGUUCUGCUCGUCCCCAUUCAAGUCGUGCUGGUAGUAUGAUGGCGGGUGUAGAUGGGGCUCCUAAAUCCUCAAAAGCUCGUGCGCUGACUGGUGCUGUAGAAUAUGUCCACGCGGAGUAUAUGACCGAAGACGAAAUCGCUCUCUUGUUACGGCCGAUACAAGAGUUUUUGGGCGAUGUACAGGCGGAACUGACAAUGUCCGACGAUCUCAGUUGGCUAGAUAAAGCUAAGAUUGUCGAUAGAUUGAUUGCCGAUAGUGAUCAGCUUAUAGCUAGUAUUGGCCAGCAAGUUGGCAGUCAUCAGCUCGAUAACAAAUCAGAAGUAGCCGCUUGUAUCCGUCGAGCACAUGUAUCGAGUCGUAGUGUCAAGUUACUGGAACGUGGUGUAAGUGAACAGGUUCAUGAAGAUGUCACCUUACAAGAGUUCGACUUGGGCCUUGUGCGUGGUGGAGUUGGUGUAGCCGGUGUUGACCUGUUCACUAUGCCCAACAUUGGAAACAUGGUCUUUGAAUUCGCUUUAGUGGAAGAACCCACUCACGUCACUCGUCCUGAAAAUCGAAGUACAGCUGAACGAGCUUUCGUGGUGACUCCUACAACUGGAUCCAUCGAACCUAGCGCUUCUGUAUCCUUCCUAGUCGACUUUAGAGCACUGACCACUGGAACGUAUCGGAAUACUUACAAGGUUGUUUCGAACGAAGUCGAUAUUGUCGAUUUUGCCAUAGUCGGCCGAGUUGGUAAUGCCAUAAUAUCCAUUGAUAAACCCGUAGUCGAUCUAGGCCUGAUACCUAGAAAGCAAAAGACCAUGCAAACGUUUGUAGUCAAGAAUAUGGGCACAUAUGAGGACAAGUGGAGAAUUGUGCCUGAAUCCAAAAAUGCUUCUCCCGAUAUUUUUACCUUUAAUGCUUACGAAGGAGAACUUGCACCUGGACAAGAAACCAUGGUCGAAGUGUACUUUUCAUCUAAUGAUGCUGGUACUUACAACCGAAACUAUAUCAUAAUUUGGACGGGCGUUCCUGUUACGUUUCAGGUUACGGGUAUCGCAGGAGCUCCCGAAUUGUAUGUCGACUUUGUUGAUGAAGACGACCAAGCCUUAGGUGGUAUGGAUUGGGGCGUCUGUGUGGUAGACUGUCAGUACACCAAAGUUUUGGUCGUAAAGAAUCGGGGCAACGUCGAUGGUCGAUUCGUAUUGACACAUCCAAACAAGACCUUUACUUUUGAAGCUAUUCGAGACUCGGAAGGGCUGAUUGCGGUAUCCCCAGGAGGGUCAGCUUCAGUCAAUAUCGUCAUGACACCGCUCAAAGCAGGACCAAUCCGUGAGCCUCUGCAAGUAGUCGACGAAGAGAUUUCAGUACUGCAGGUGCCGAUGAAGGCUCUCUGCGGUACAUGUGACUACAAGGUUGUAGGAGAGCUUAAAUAUUUAAAUAUGGGAGUAAAUGAAGUACAGAGCUCCUCCAUUGUCGUAACGAAUACUGGAGAUAUCGAAAUCCCUAUGGAAUUCAGCAUGGAGCCCAACUUGCCCAUUUUCACCAUCAAAUCAAGUGACUUUGAGUCGGGCUCGCUACUGAUGCCGAGUCGAACAGUAAUAGUAGAAGUCAGUGCUUGCCCCAAAAAGACUGGUGUCUGUGAGGCUGCUCUUGUUAUACGCACCAAUUUGGGCAAAGGAUUUGUAACCAAAGAGCUAUCAUUCAGCUUUCGAGCAUAUAACGAGCAGCUGGAAGUGGAUGACACUGAAGAUAUUGUCAUGGGGCGUAUCAUGGUUGGACAAACUCAGAAUUGCUCUCGUAACAUGACCAACUACGGAUCUUCCCCUAUUCAAUACCGUCUAGCUAUAACUGAAGUAGACGAAGAAGAAGACGAUGAUAAGAGCAAGAAGAAAAAGAAGGGUAGUGAGGGCCCCAAGAGGAGACGCAAGGCUAUGAGACGAAUUGCAGGUGCACUUAGCCAGGAUGCUUUGACUGACUCUCCUUGGACGAUUAUCUCUGAGUGUGAGGGUGUCGUUGAGCCUGGAUCCUCGAUUCCCUUCGAAUUCUCCUUUGCUGCACGAGAUGCUGACAGUGAGGAUAUGAAAGAAGUUAGGAUCAUUGUAGAGAAAAUGCUGACGAAAUGGACAGAAUGUGCAGCCAUAAAAGUCACAGCUGCAUUAGGUCGCCCAAGACUAGAAAUCGAGCCAUCUCAAGUCGAUUUCAGAAUUGUAUCUGUUGGAGGAGAACGUGGGAUUCCAAUCAGUUUGAAAAAUCAGGGAACUGUCUUACUGAAGUAUGAGAUCCUGAAGCCCUGGGAUUCAACAGACGUGUUUGAUUUUAUACCUGGAACUGCUUUGACUGGAACAGUAGAACCUAACGAAUCAGAGCAACUGACACUGUUGUUCAAGCCUAAAAUCUCGAGACAGUACUCAACUAAGAUCGGCGUCCAGACUCAAAUUGGAAUAUCGAUAUUUGAAAUCGCUGGACGAGGCGCUACCUACGAAAUUGCCGAGCGGUAUUUGCCAAAGGAUAUUGAUCUUGGGCAACUCUUUUUUGGGGAAUGCCGAGAUACCUCUGUUAUGGUUCGAAAUGGCUGUGUGUUUGAGCUCUUCCUGUCAGGAUCGGUUUCAUCAGAUGGAGCCAGUGAAUUCAGUGCUGGCGAAGUGUUUGGUGUUACUCCUCCGAAGGUUGAACUUGGACCAAAUCCAUCUGAGAAUGCUAACGAAGACGAUUGCACUUCUGGUGAAUUCGUUCUGAGUGCACAAAUGGCCAUUCCGAUUCUUGAAAAUGGUCUUGGAGAUGCCGCAGUAAUAUCAGAGCUCAUUCGGUUGGGACAAUGUCGUCGAAACAUGCAAAUCUCAGUUGAAGGCGGCUCCAUCUCAAACAUUCCCAUUAUGUACUAUUAUUCUGUGCAACCGCUGAGUCUCGUAAGACGAGAAGUAUCUCAAGACGCGGGAGACACUGAAAUCGAAUCAGAGAUCUCUUUUGGAGAUGUGGCAAUGUCGGAAGGUGCAACGCAGAUUGUUCAUCUAGUCAACAAGAAUGCUUUCAAAGUCUCUUUCCAAGCAACUGUGCCUGGCCAUUCUGUGAUCUUUGAUGCGUCCAGUAGUGAAAUCGAGGACUCGGACUCUAUCGAAUGCCGUAUACGGCUACCUCCACUCAUAUUUAGUGCUGACGAGACCGUUCCUAAAAGCAUUCCUGUGUCUGCUCUAAUUCGUAUCCAGCCUCACAUUCUUGAAAUGCGUCCCAUUGAAGUAUCUGUGUCUGGUAUCUACAUAGACGUUCCAAUGGAAUUGGACUUGUUCGAACCGGUGUCGCUUGGAUAUGCUCGAGUUCAUCGUGCUGGAAUGGGCGAGUUUGUAUUUACCAACCCCGUCAGACGAAGGUUGGAAUGGACUGUUCGUGUUGAGGAUGGUUCGUCUGAACUGUUUUGGAUUCGAGAAGGAGAGCAAACGGGUGAAGCGAAAUCCGGUACAGAAAUUAAAGUUCCCAUCCAAUUUAAGCCUUUACUUCCAAUUUCGUACACGUGUCAAGCCUUUAUUGAGACGGGAGAGGGAUCAUUUGUAGUCCAAUUCACAUGUGAAGGCGUCGAGCCCAAAUUGACUACAGACAAGGACUCGCUUGAUUUUGGUGUUGUUGGUGUUGGAGAGCCUGAAUUCCGUGUGAUUUCACUACUCAAUCCAACACCUCUUCCGGUGACGGCACGAUUGAGAGGAGUUACAGAUGUUUUCGUUGCCAAUCAUACAGAGGUGUUUGAAAUCGCUCCAAACGGCACAUUUGAUAUUGAAAUCACUUGCUCACCAUUAGUUUAUGAGGAACAAGUAUCUUCGACACUGGAAAUCAUUGAUGCUGAUCCGGAUCCCGAGACGGAUCCAACAAUUCUAGUAUCAAUAAAAGUACUCACUGUAGGUGGCCAGUUUGUAAUGCUGCCACCCGGAACGCUACUUCCAGGAAGCUCUAAUAUCAAUCUCAAUCUCGUGGAAAGUGCCGAGUCACUAGACGCCUUGAGUGGAGGUAGUGGUUUCGAACCACAGGCUAGUCUUGUUGCUAGUGCAACCAACAGAGGACUGAAUGUAAUGGAGCCUGCUAAAGAGAGACGAUUAUCGGUCGCUGAACGAUCUAAAUCAAGUUUUGGCUCUCCUUCUCGCCAAGGGUCUACCAUGCGUGACUUGCUGGAUGAUGCACUGUCGACGGAUCUGAUACAGGUUGAUUUUGGGGAGGUUGUUGAAGGGACACGUAUCCGACGAGUGUUUGAACUUGAGAAUGCUGGAGAUACUGUAAUUGAUCUUGGUGUGUUUGCUCCAGAUGGAGACGAAUGGGGUGCCAAUACGGAUUUCGAGACUGAGACUGCGAAAUUCAAGAUGGAUCCUGUCCUAUGUAAAAUUUCUGCUAAAACAAAGCAGGUGUUUGAGAUAUCUAUACGAGCCAAACCACCACAAGAAAACAAUCAGAUCGUGUUUGAUUUUACCAUUCGCACACGGUCGCUGAAAUUCAAUAGGGUGGUGCCUAUACGAGCGUUUGCUACUGUGCUCCCGAAAUCAAGUACAGAUGGACUACGAUCGUUUGCUAGAGCAGAUGACGCUAUUGAGGGCACACUGAGUCUUGAGAGGCUGGCAGAGUUUGGGAUGGAGUCUGAUAAGGGGUUGUGGAAGCUCUUGAGACAUGUUGUUAGACUUGAUGAGGGCAGACCGUCACAUCAUCUUGCUAGUAUUGAUUUUGUUGAGCCUGAUAUGUCAUGGCCUAGUGUUCAUGCACUAGUGACCAGACCACCUCCUCUACCAUUGGAGCUGCCAAUGGGAACAGCACGUAGAGGUGCUGCCGUUGGUGGAAGGGUUGCGCUUACGACGGAGCCGUUGUAUCAUGAACCACCCAAUGCAUUCGAGACUGCACGUAGACAGGAAGCAGCUCGCUUCAUAGCAGGUGUAGAGCGUAAAGUGUCUCUUGUCACAAAGAGAGUGUAA
This is a messenger RNA of Synchytrium microbalum, 12861 nucleotides long. RefSeq lists its product as uncharacterized. NCBI's taxonomy places the organism in Eukaryota, Fungi, Chytridiomycota, Chytridiomycetes, Synchytriales, Synchytriaceae. The record is from RefSeq and is a predicted model, not a curated record. Bases 1 to 12861 code for a protein of 4286 amino acids. The transcript is spliced from 27 exons.